This is a messenger RNA of Penicillium pulvis, 387 nucleotides long. RefSeq lists its product as uncharacterized. NCBI's taxonomy places the organism in Eukaryota, Fungi, Ascomycota, Eurotiomycetes, Eurotiales, Aspergillaceae. Bases 112 to 339 code for a protein of 75 amino acids. The transcript is spliced from 2 exons. The record is from RefSeq and is a predicted model, not a curated record.
CUCAGAGUUUCUUCUCACCGUCUCGUCUCUCUACACUCUGCUCCGAAUUCAUUUAGUCGAUCAACUCUUCUCUCAUCCUACCAUCUUACUACCAUCCUUCCAUAAAUCACCAUGGCUGCAGUUAUCGCUUCACAAAUCGCCCGCCCUUCUAUCCGUCACUUUUCCGCGCACCGCCCGCGCCCAGAUAGUCGCGCGGCUCGCGCAGUGGCCAUGACCUGCAUUAUCUCCGGCGUGGCGCUGCCCUUUGUUCCACCUGCCCUCGAAAGCUCGCGCCAGCGCAACUCCAGCUCCCCCAUCAACAACAAGCCACAUCCUCCUCUCUGCUUCCACGCUCGAUAAACAACCCAUUCAAUCCAUAACAUGCAUGAGACGUGUCGCUACACUCGU